CUAAAUAAUUCCUUGCAAUGAACUCUGGGAUAGACCUUGCUGCUAGCGCGCCAUAUGCAUUUUGAAUGAAAGGGUGAUAAACAUGGCAGAGAACGUCAAAAAUAUUAUUGAAUUUUUGCGCCUCGUUGGUCAAUUAAAACGAGUGAAACGGACAGGAUGGGUAAUGUGCAAGGUGGAACAGCCGGAGAGUGUGUCUGAUCACAUGUAUCGCAUGGCAGUUCUCGCCAUGCUCAUUCCAGAGGGUAAAGGCCUGCGUAGGGAUCAUUGUAUCAAGAUGGCCAUAGUACACGACCUAGCCGAGUGCAUAGUGGGGGACAUUGCACCAGCAGAUGGUGUCAGCAAAGAAGAAAAGUAUAGACGAGAAAAGGAAGCAAUGAACCACUUGACAAGCCUUGUGGAUCCUGCUGUCGGAUCAGAACUUUGUCAACUCUGGGAGGAGUAUGAGGAGGGUUCCACAGAGGAGGCCAAGUUCGUCAAAGAUUUGGACAAAUUUGAGAUGAUUCUGCAGGCUUUUGAGUACGAAACGCUAGAAAAAAGGCCGUUGGAAUUGCAAGAGUUCUACAACACAACCAAAGGCAAAUUUACACAUCCGACCGUUCAGGAAUGGGUGGGCGAAGUCUACAGGCAACGAGAUGGCGACAUGGCUGACAAAAGCUGACAUUUGUGUAAGCGUCCGUCACCAGAAAUCUCAAUCUUCUGAGGUAAAUGAGAUGACAUUGUGCAAGCGUCCGACACCAGAAAUCUCAAUCUUCUGAGGUAAAUGAGAUAAAACCAGCUAAUUCAGUGACUGAUUUUGGCGGCUUCGAGGAAACAAUGCAAAAAUCCCUGGGGCCGCCAUAAAAACCUCUCUGAGUUGUUUGAAAUACUCCAAACAUUCCGCAGCUGUUUCAAGUUUUCUUAAAAUUGGGCAAAUGGAUGUUACGCAGCAGAUUUGUUGCACUGUUUUGUUUCGUUGGCUACAGGUCUUCAUAUUGAGUUUGGGAGUAUUGGAUAGACUGUGUUAUCAUUUGCAGCUACCCAAAAAGUAAUUGACAAAAUUAUAUUGUUGAAAAGCAUACUUGGUUUAAAGAUAGAAUGGCACUAAACUUCCUGUGAA
Patiria miniata (bat star) is the source of this 1096-nucleotide messenger RNA. It is a transcript of the gene hddc2, whose product is annotated as 5'-deoxynucleotidase HDDC2-like. Lineage: Eukaryota; Metazoa; Echinodermata; Asteroidea; Valvatida; Asterinidae. Gene Ontology annotation, cellular component: cytoplasm. The transcript has 6 exons. Gene Ontology annotation, molecular function: 5'-deoxynucleotidase activity. The record is from RefSeq and is a predicted model, not a curated record. The coding region runs from base 83 to 658 and encodes 191 amino acids.